This is a messenger RNA of Strongylocentrotus purpuratus (purple sea urchin), 4367 nucleotides long. RefSeq names its product substance-P receptor. Gene Ontology annotation, biological process: G protein-coupled receptor signaling pathway. The transcript is spliced from 3 exons. The record is from RefSeq and is a predicted model, not a curated record. NCBI's taxonomy places the organism in Eukaryota, Metazoa, Echinodermata, Echinoidea, Camarodonta, Strongylocentrotidae. The coding region runs from base 162 to 2132 and encodes 656 amino acids. Gene Ontology annotation, molecular function: G protein-coupled receptor activity. Gene Ontology annotation, cellular component: plasma membrane.
CGCACGGAUCGAGGGUCAUUAUUAACGUCCGGAUCGGAUCGGGAGGGAACGGUUACAGGAAAAGGUUUUCAAACUUCAAACAAUACGUGAAGAAAGUGAAGAUAACUCAAUCCUUGUGUGAUUUAACACCAAUGAUAGGAGGCUAAGGCCAAUUGUUGAGAAUGGCGGGAGUCGGGACGACCGAAUCGUUUUUGGAUUUUGGUUUUCAGAACUCCACUCUCCCGUUCGACACUGAAAAUGUAAGCAAACCGAGAUGCUUUCAAGGAUCUCCAGAAUGUGUCUGGAUGUUCCAUGGUUAUUACAGCGAUCUUACACAGUUAGCCAGCGUCUACAUCAUCUUCAUCGUCAUCUUCGUAGUUAUCAUGGCCCUGGGAAUAGCUGGCAAUUCUAUGGUCAUCGGUGUCGUCUGGUCAAAUCGGUCAAUGAGGACUCCGACCAAUUAUUACAUCGUCAGUCUGGCGGUCAGUGACCUUUUGGUAAUCACGUUUGCCAUGCCGCUUAAACUUAUUGAAUACACAGCGGAUGUCGAUCUUAAGAUAUUCAGCACGGCUCUCUGUUCUUUCGCAGCCUUUGUCAUGCCGGCAGUGGUUUUUACCAGUAUCUGGACCCUAGUGGCCAUCUCGAUAGACCGAUACCUGGUGAUUAUCCAUCCUCUAAGAGCACGCUCCUUCAACACCCGUUCCCGAGCGCUCCGGACCAUUGUCAUCAUCUGGCUAACCCCUUUUGUCAUCCUUGCCCCCUACUUCUACCCCUACCACGUCCUCCACUACUACUUCCAGAGCGAGAUGGGGGUCAUCCGUCGCCGGAUUUGUACCGAUCGGUUCAUAGAUAUCGGCGGCCCUGCUUUCUCCAUGGCAUACAACGUGUUCCUCUUUGGGGUGUUGUUCUUGGUGCCGGUGAUCUUACUGGGGUUCACCUGCGGCUCCAUAGCAAAGCGACUCAUGAGUCUGACAGAAGACGAAAAGAUGCUCAAGAAUUCGGUCAGGAAGGAGGAUGCAAGCAGAAAAAAGGUGGCGAAGAUGGUUCUGAUCGUGGUGUUUUGUUUCUUCAUCUGCUGGUUCCCGUACUUUCUGGUGAGCAUGAUAGCUCAGUUCACAACACUCUUACAUGAUAGGAACUACAUCUUUUCUCUUCUCCUCAUUCAUCUUUUCGGCUUUGCCAACUCCUUCAUGAACCCUGUAAUAUACGCCUUGAUGAGUCAGGCUUUCCGCACCGGAUUCUGGUUGAUUUUGACCCUAUGUUGUCCUCAGUACCGUGAUCUCGUCGGACCAAGCAACCGAAGCGGUGGCGGCCGCAGUGUAACCGCUGUUUCACAAACAGAGGUAGCGACCGAGCGGCAAACUGCAAAGCGCGGUUAUAACCGCUUCUUCCGACGCGAGAGCACGCAGUUCUCUGCCGUCUCUGACCACGAUGAGGAUCGCAUAGGAAUGACUAAGAUUGGGAAAGUGGGAAACAGCUCCAACAACAACAAUCGAAGGAUGGCCAACAACCAGACGGUACAGGAAGCUGAACGGAAGCAACGGGCAGAGCGUCUGUUGCAUAAGUUCUUGGAUGAUGAACCACCAAGAAAAUUGACUGAUGUUGAGACUGUCGGUAGAAACACCAAUGGUGUGGGUCAAUCACCAGAAUCGAAUGAGUGCGAGACGCCACUUAUUGGAAAUGAUUAUCAGGAAGAAAGUUGUAAGCUUAACGGCCCACAUGACGUCGUGUACCGAAAGAGUGUAUCAAGCCCUGUUGACGUCACUGGCAAUGAUCCUGGAAGUAGAAUAGCCGAUGGUCAAGUGGUUGGCCAAGAUGGACAGGUCUGUGUAAGUACCGAGACUGAUAAGAAUCUUCAGGACAUGGCACCGCAGGAUGAGCUAAUCAAGUUCAAUGCGAGUAUUUCAAAGUGUGCGGCAUGGAAGGCGGCAAACGACGUUUCUUCACAGGAUGGCGUUAUUGUAAUGAUAAACGAAGAUGUACCAGAUGCUGAGCGGUCUCACAAUGGUAGGGACACGGUUCCGCAGAAAGCCAUUCACAACUCAUCAACGCCUGGUGUGGAACAACUCAUGGACUGUGAACACGGAACCGCAUGGGACUUAGCCAAAGCUAGUAAUGGACCUGUUCUAGACGAAGCCACUACAAAAGUGUGAAUGAGACAAGAUACAACCGGACACAUAACUGUGAGGACAAUUCGAAACAAAUUUUACCAUUCUUUUAACGCUCAGAGGAGAUUGGAAAAAAGAUAAAUUAAUCACAAAUUAUAAAACUCUUUUAAAGCACAGAGGAGAACCUUUAUGCAAUACCUGAAUUUAGUUCCUGAAGAGACAAUGAUCUAUACGUUCAAGGAGAUGAUAUAUUUUGACAAGGCAGACAGAAGAAAACGUCGUAUUUUGUAUACAAACACUGUAAAUAUUGUUCAAACUUAUUUACUUGCAAAAAAGCAAUUUGAAAAAGCUGAGUUCUGCAGCCUCAAAUUCAAUUUUUCAAAGAUUAUUUGACCUGAAUAAUGGUGAUAAUUUAUUGUAUUAUCUUGUGGUAUUGUGUCCCUGUGUGUUCCUGAUGCAUUUUUAGGAUUACUUGCUAGUUGGUCUUUAACGGCGACAUAUCUGUCCAAAAUAUCGCUGCAUUAAACAUCACACCCUCAAUAUCACUUGAUCCUAUAGCACUUUUUUUAAAAUAAAUAUCGUACAAAAAUACAUAAUGGUGUGAUGAAUAUUGGGGAUGAGGUCUAUAAAAAAAAAAAAUUGAUACAAGUUUUUAUCUCUCCAAGAUGUCGAAUUUUUUCAAAUUAUUUGUUCUCACUGUUUAAAAAAUAAAAAUAUUUGUAAAAAAAAAAUGGCACUGAAAAAGCAAAAUGGAUAGAAAUGAGAUAUUGUAUGUUUUAAUUGUUAGUUAAUAAUACUACACAAUUACCUUUGAACGAAUUAAACCUUUGUUCGAGUACCCGAAGCAAUUUGAAUGCGUUGGUUAUGAUUCUAUGUAGUUAAAAUCGUUUAUGAUGUACACAUUAAUCCUGAAUGUCAACAGAUUUAUAUGUAAAAUAUACCUAGUCAUUUUAAAUAUUAGAAGGUGACUUUAUCCUGACAUGGCUGUUCUUGGGAUCUUUUAGUAAGCUAAAAUGUAAUCAAUGAUUAUGCAAACUUUUGUCGUGAUUUUCGAAACUUUCACAAAUCAUAAUAAUUUGUAUUCUGUUUAAGAUUUUUCUCAAACCUUCACAGACUAUUUUUUCUUCAUUUUCAUGUUGUAUUGAAAUAUACUUGAUGUCAGGGUAGACUUACUCUAUUAAUGAUUUGGAAAUAAUGGUUGUUUUUAACCAUAAUGUACUUGUUCCUACAUUUACUGUGCUUGGUUUUGAUGUCAAUAACAACAAUAAUAAUGUUCCUUUGGGUGUGAAAGUAUACUGUGCUAUCUAUAAGAUAGUUGCGUAAAUAUUAAUUCAUUUUUCUAUUGUAAGUAUGACACGUACUCAUGUCUUCGACACUUGUUUUAAUUAAUGUUCAUACUUCAACUAAAUAUCAGCUGUGAAUUACGACUAGGUAGACUAAUUUGCUGUGAAAAACCCUUCACUUUAAAAAAAUAUAUGUUUAUUCGAUGAUAUCCUAGAAAGUGUGCUUACCAGUAAAUUCUUUUGAUGACGCUACUCAAGUUAAAUCAUUCUGUAUUAAACACAAUGCACUCGUGUUUAUUUUCUAUAUCACGACUUACAAAAUCAACAGCACAGAUGUGAUAGAUAUAGGUGUACGUACCAGCAAUUUGUUGAGUAGAGUCUUGCAGAAAAAAAUAUUACUGUUGCUAUGCUGCUAUGUUGUUUAUGUACUCGUAAGAAGGUUUGAAUGAUGCUCUUAAACUAAAGCAAGAUCAUUAUGAAAAUUAAAAAAUCAGUUUGGAUAUUCGAUUUUACAUAUGGGGGCGGGGCAAGGGUUCCCCAUCCUGGUACAGACGGCGUUGAUAGAACAUAUAUCAUGCUUUGACGUCUCUCAUGUUUCGAAUAAAAUGAAAAUUAGGUUUCUUCCUAGAACAUGCAAUGUUUGUAUUACACAAAAUCAAGAUUAAUCAGAAUACAUAAAAUAAUGUGCAAAAUAAAGGCACAUCCCUAAAAACUAAUUUAAAGACCUUAUUCAAACUAUGUUUAACAAAUAUCGGGCUUGAUUUACAGUGCUUUCUGUAUCAAAGAUAAGUUUUUAUGUGAAAUAUUAACUCAAACUAUCGUAAGACAAGAGUGAGCAGGGUAGAAAAGGUAAACGUGAGCUAUAUUUGAUUUCAGCUGAAAUUAGUCAUGGAAGUGAUUGGUGCAAUAGGAUUGUAUUCAUUUGAAAAAUAUGAUUGUGUUUUAUGUAAUUUGUAUUCAGAAGUUAGGUUCAAUAAAACGUUUGUGCUAAUGUGAA